AUGGCGACUGCAUACCAAUCUACCCCACGUUGGGAGCAAUCCGUCCCAAUGGGCCACGAGAACCUGCCUCUGGCUAACCAAGCCUUGUUUGAUCCUUCGUACGCGUUCGACCCCAAUCAGACGUCUCGCGGUUCCUCGAACUACCAUUCCACACGCCGACCUUCUCAGCACACCGCUACACUCGAUGUCGACUCAUACCAACUGGAUCAGAUCAAGCGUGAUAGCGGAAGGAGUAUGAGGAAAGGAAGCACCCAUUCACGAGGCUCGAGUCCUCAGAAAGGCCCAGUGUCACACCUUCGGAGACCGUCAACAUCUCACAACCGACCCUCGGCCCCUCUUACGCUACCUCGUGCUGAGUCCGAGGCUGCUAUUGAUCCCGAUCCUGAAAGAUCAGCAUGGAUCCACCGCGACAAGCUUGCUCGCAUCGAGAGUCGGGAGAUGGCUGCUGCUGGGUUUGGAUUGCCUCGCAAUCCGCGCUCGAGUCGUUCCGGUAGUCGUUCGGCAAGUCGAUCACAAAGUCGCAAUGCUGCCUCACGUAGCCAAAUGAGCCAUCUCGCACUACCUAACGAAGACACACCCAAAGUGCCUGGAUUCGAGGAACAGAGCGGAGCAGGCGCAAACCAGGAUCCGGACUCUGAUGAGUACGAGGAAAGACUACGGGAGGAGCCUCGAAUGGAUCGCAAUAUGUACAGUCGAAGUCUUCCAAGAUCGGCUGUAUCUCGUAUUCCUGUUGCAAGAGCUAGCCCUGCACCUGUCGCACACAGCCUCGUCGAACGCGACUCUCCUCUACCUCGCAGCAUGAGUAGUCCUCUCGGUGAUAGUGCAAACUCAAACAGAAGAUCGCGCAGCCAAAGUCUAGGAGAUCCAGCCAUGAUGGUCGAACCUUCAAGUACGCGAUCUGCGAUACCCACAAAGCCAAGGCCUCGUAGCUCCCAUAUCCAGGAUUCUCCCGGUGUUACCGAAUCACCCUCGCUGAGCCAACGCACGACACAAUCCCUGACCGCCGUAUCGAGGGCCAAGGCAAUGAACAAGGCUGCGUCAGGAGGCUCUGUGGGUGGAAAGACCAUUCCACGUACCGCUUCAAAGGCCCGAAAUCCAUCGCCAAAGGACAGCCCGGUUAGAAGGCCUACAUCCGGCUCCACCAGGUCUCGGCCGACUUCAUUCCACAUGCGACCAGAAGGAGAGGCACCUUGGGUCGCGACCAUGUAUAAGCCCGACCCCAGAUUACCGCCAGAUCAGCAAAUGCUUCCAACUCAUGCAAAGCGCGCAAUGCAAGGUGGAUCGGAUAGUGCGGAUGAGGCUGAAAAGGCUUACCCGCUCAACAUUGACUCUUUGAGCGAUGAGGAGCUGGCCAAGAUGGGAGCUCUACCCUCGCCCGAGUCGGCUAAAAAGGCAGAGAUGCUCAAGUCUACACAGCAAGGCACGGGUAGCUUACCACCACCGUGGCCUCUCACAAGCAUCAAGAGCGAUGCCAGAAGCCAAACCGGAAGUGCUAAGGGCACGACUGGUGGGUACACGAUUACGCCAAAGAUUGCGCCUCCAAUUGAUCCCCCGAGAAUACCAAAGUCACCAACUGCCCAGGCUCAAGUGACUAGCUCGGUCAACGCCGGUGUACAAAGAGUGCCAGAUCUUGAUGAGAAAGACGAUGGCAAGAAAAAGAAGAAGGGGCUUGCAUGCUGUAUCGUCAUGUAA
Messenger RNA from Aureobasidium namibiae CBS 147.97, 1692 nucleotides. RefSeq lists its product as uncharacterized. Lineage: Eukaryota; Fungi; Ascomycota; Dothideomycetes; Dothideales; Saccotheciaceae. The record is from RefSeq and is a predicted model, not a curated record. The coding region runs from base 1 to 1692 and encodes 563 amino acids. The transcript has 2 exons.